GUUGCGCUGGGGCAACAAACCCUUGGCCUCAUCGUUUCUUACUUUCCGUCCGAUCUCUAUCUCUCAAGCAGCAAUGGCCGCUGAGCCAGGCGAAGCCGCGGCGAGCCUAGCGCCGGCGCCGGCUGAGGACUCUGUGAGAUCCGCGGCGCUGAAGCGUCCCCGCGAGGACGGUGACGCGGCGACGUCGGCGGAUGCCCCGUCGCCGAAGCGGCGGGUGAAGUCGACCGUGGACGUCCUAUUCAGGAUCGUGGUUCCGUCGCGGCAGAUUGGGAAGGUGAUGUGGAAAGUCGGGUCUCGGAUCCAGAAGAUUCGGAGAGACAAGGCCACCGUUAAGAUCGCCGAUGCUAUCUCGCGACAUGAAGAGCGUGUAAUCAUUAUAAGUUCUAAAGACAGUGACAACCCAAUUUCUGAUGCAGAAAAUGCCCUUCUUCAAAUAGCAAGGCUGAUUCUCAAGGAGGAUGAUGGCAACCUUGAGGCACUUAAAGUUGGAGCUGUGCAUGUGGCUGCAAAUACAAUAAGACUUCUAAUUGCUGGUUCACAGGCGGGUGGUUUGAUUGGAACAUCUGGUCAAAACAUUGAAAAAAUUAGGAAUUCCUCUGGUGCCACAAUAACGGUUCUUGCUCAAAACCAAUUGCCUUUAUGUGCAUCUGCCCAUGAAUCUGACCGAGUGGUGCAAGUAUCAGGGGAUAUUUCUGCAGUAAUAAAGGCUUUGGAGGAGAUUGGAAGUCAACUAAGGGAAAAUCCACCUAGACAAGUAAUUGCGCUAAGUCCUACAUAUAAUCUUGGGUAUAACCGACCUCCUCAGCAAUAUGUUGACCCAACCUCAGCUGAUUAUGUGACCGUGGCAAUGAUGGUAUCGGAAGCAAUGAUCGGUGGCUUGAUUGGGAGAUGUGGCUCCAACAUAUCAAGGAUACGAACUGAGUCUGGAGCAACAAUCAAGGUAUAUGGUGGCAAAGGUGAGCAGAAACAUAGGCAAAUCCAUAUCGGUGGUAGUGCUCAACAGGUAGCACUGGCGAAGCAGAGAGUUGAUGAAUACAUAUAUUCCCAGCUGAUCCAACAAGCUGGUGGUCAACAAUCGGUCGAUCCUGCCACCGGAAUGAUGACCACCCUUGCUCCCUUUUUCGCAUCGGCAUCAGAUCCUGCCGCGGCAGCGGCGGCAGCUGGCAUGAUGAAUACCGUCGUGCCCUACUUCACAUCCACUAACACGAAUCAAGUUCCUCCAUAUCCUGGUCCGUCCUUCCAUGCUCCACCAAUAUGAAGAUGCGAAAACGUGCCACUUUUUGUAGUGGUUACACCACUUGGAUGUACAAAUUGUGGACUACUGUCGUCAGAAAAGUGUUUGCAUUAAAGAGACUCGUCUUCUAUGCUAAUUAAACAUGUUGAGAAAUUUUUUGAACGCCUAACUGUUUGUUUUUAUUUAGAAGUAUUUUUUUUUAAAUCAACUUUUUUGCCCCUUGGUCUCGGUAUGUACAGGAGGAACUGUACUUGUAAUCUGGUAUGCAUGGACGUUAUUCUAGAUUCCUUUUAUCA
Messenger RNA from Diospyros lotus (date-plum), 1530 nucleotides. RefSeq lists its product as uncharacterized. Gene Ontology annotation, cellular component: cytoplasm; nucleus. NCBI's taxonomy places the organism in Eukaryota, Viridiplantae, Streptophyta, Magnoliopsida, Ericales, Ebenaceae. Gene Ontology annotation, biological process: regulation of gene expression. Gene Ontology annotation, molecular function: mRNA binding. The record is from RefSeq and is a predicted model, not a curated record.